AUGCUCCCCACUGUGAUGUGCAGCAGAGAGACUCUACAAAACGUUCAGUGCAUCAGUCACAGCAGGAGCCCCGUCAGGAUCGAGCCUCGCAGGAACUCCAUCCCUCCAGCACAGACUCUCACUGCUAAACAUCUGCUGGCAUACCUGCCCCGACCACAGGCAGAAUCCAUCCGUCACACUCCUUGCACUAACAGGGCUACAGCUAAAUCCACUGUUGCUGCCAUGAUGACCUCUAAAAGAACCUCUCUCAUCCAUAACUUUAACUACACUAAGUGCUCAUCACUCCCACCUUCCCAGAAGGCCUCACCCUCCCUGAGUUCCUGCAGCCAGUCCGCUCAUGCUCUGACUUUGGCUGAGCAAGAGCCACAACCCCAACCGCAAGCUAUCGGAGCAGCUCCUGUGAAACCAGUAGAGGACACGCCAAAGCCUCAGCGUCCGCAUCGCAGCAAAGGCCUCAAGCGUUUCAGCUCCAGGUGGCAACCGAGAGGCUCCACUGGCAGCAGCAAUAUUCCCGUGUCUGCAAUGGAGAAGCUGCGUGGUGCAAAGAGUCACAGGAAGCGCUGUAAGCUCCUGGGUGAUGAUCAGUCACUGCACGUCACCAACAGCAAUCUGCGCCAACGUUACGUCACCAAGGAUGGCAAGUGCAGGGUCAAUCUGGGACCUAUUGCAGACAAGAGUCGCUUUAUCUCGGAUAUUUUCACCACAUUGGUGGACCUCAAGUUCUGCUGGUUCCUUCUCGUCUUCACUAUGUGCUACAUUCUCACAUGGGUGGCCUUUGGUGGAAUCUAUUUAUUUGGUGCCUGGUUGCGUGACGACAUUGCACAUGUUCACGACCCACAAUGGAAGGCAUGUUACCAAAAUGUUGACAGUUUCCUUUCAGCUUUGCUGCUGUCAUUAGAGAGCCAGAGGACUAUCGGGUACGGCUCCAGGAUGGUGACAGCCAACUGCUCUGAGGGCACGGUGCUCCUGAUGGUCCAGUCCAUUCUUGGCUCCAUCAUCGAUGCUCUGAUGGUGGGCUGCAUGUUCGUCAAAAUCUCCCGGCCACAGCAGAGAGCCCAGACGCUGAUCUUCAGCAAGCACUGCGUCAUAUGUGAGCGAGACGAGAAGCUGUGCAUGCUCUUCCGCAUCGGGGAUCUGAGAGCGAGCCACAUGGUGGAUGCCAAAAUCCGAGCCAAGCUGAUCAAAUCCAGGCAGACCACGGAGGGGGAGUUCAUCCCACUGGAACAGUCGGAACUCAACCUGGGCUACGACACCGGGGGGGACAGGUUGCUCCUGGUGGAACCCCAGACCAUCACCCAUGUCAUCAAUAAAAACAGCCCCUUCUGGGGGUUGGGGUCCGAGCGUUUGAAGAGGGAGACCUUUGAGAUCAUUGUCAUCCUGGAGGGCAUCGUGGAAGCAUCAGGUAUGACAUGCCAGGCGAGGACAUCCUACACCGAGGACGAGGUCCUCUGGGGCCACCGCUUUGAGUCCUGCAUGUCCUUGGAGAAAGGGGCUUUUCGUGUGGACUACAGUGCAUUUGACAAAACCUUUGAAGUCCAAAUGUCUCAACUCAGCGCAAGAGACAGCAAAGAAACAAGAUGUGUUUUAGAAAAUGUUGCCUAAAAUAAUAGUUACUUGCUUCUGUACAUUAAAGUGGCAAUCUUGCAGAUUUUCAUUUAGAUGAAUGUCUAUUAAGUCAAGUAAAUGUUUGAGCCUAUGGCUUACUGUUGAAAGUAUUGCAAUAUUUAUAUAUCUGCUGUAUAACAAAUUUAGUGUCUAUGGCAUUGUAUACAAACAAAAAAUGUAACUAUGCAAACAAUUCUGAAAACUUGUAGCUCAUGUAUCAACAAAAAGACUCCAGACUGUUACACUCUGCGAACAAUUUCAUUAUUUUUAUGCAGAUAGAAAUUCCAAAUCACAAGGCAUUAAAUCUUUAGGAUUGCCCAUUUACAGCAUAUAACGAGUGACUUCAAGGGAUAUUCCCUGAUAAAUGAUAACAAUCAUACUUCAUGAGUAUUAAUCUCAGAGCAGCCAUAAUUUAUGUUGCGCUGUUGUGUGUAUAAUAAGGUUUGCACUGUGUUUUUAUUGUUAAAUUAUAAAAUAUGUUAUGUUGUGUUCAAUAGAAAAUAAACAUCCUGUUGAAACCAAUUGUGUGUGAUGAUCUCUGGGCAAAU
Anoplopoma fimbria (sablefish) is the source of this 2153-nucleotide messenger RNA. Its product is annotated as G protein-activated inward rectifier potassium channel 3-like. NCBI's taxonomy places the organism in Eukaryota, Metazoa, Chordata, Actinopteri, Perciformes, Anoplopomatidae. Gene Ontology annotation, molecular function: inward rectifier potassium channel activity. The transcript is spliced from 3 exons. The record is from RefSeq and is a predicted model, not a curated record. The coding region runs from base 1 to 1602 and encodes 533 amino acids. Gene Ontology annotation, cellular component: plasma membrane. Gene Ontology annotation, biological process: potassium ion import across plasma membrane; regulation of monoatomic ion transmembrane transport.